GCCAGCCAGCCAAACCGACCAACCAGCCUCCUUCCUCUUGCUUACAUCUUCUAUUCACUGGAAAGUCUGUCUGCUGCUGUAACAGUCGCUAUCAACUACAACAGGGUCACACACAUACACACACACACACAUACAUACCCCCCUCCUCUCCGCUCUAUAUGUGGUGGCGAGGGAAUUGUUUUGGUGACUAAUUUUUCAAGGUUUCCGAUGAUUUAACACCUGAACUGAGUUCUUCCUCUUCCACAGGUGUGCAGAACCAACCGUUUUCUGCGAUAGUCUGCUGCAAGACAAGGAGAAGAACAGCAGCAACAGCAGUCUGUUCGUUUGAUUUUACUGUCACACGUUACUUACACACAUGUAUUAGACGUUACCUGUUGAAUUAAUUGGACUAACUUAAAAAACAGCUCCAUUCUCAAUUCUUGGAUACUAACAGUUGCAGCAGUUGUUUUAUUAUGCAGCUCUGUAGAAAUGCACCGAAAAUAGUGAUUAAAUCAGACUGGUGCUUGGCUUUAUAAGUUCUGGAUUUUUUAAUGGAUUCAUAUGGAUUAUCAAUAUUACAAAGAUCUUCCAUAAAGAUUAUUGAUCACAGCAUCUCGUGUGAGUUGGAAAUAAACUCCUUGUAGCUAUAGCAACCAAAACUCUUGUAGUUCUCCUGGAGUACUGUGAAAACAGUAUCAAGUUUAUUGAUUCAAUUGGUUGAAAUACAUACACAGUUUCAAUGGUGAUGAAUAUUCCAAAGUUAAAAAUGAAAGAUCCAGAGGGAAACAGUGAUAUGGUCACCUUACCUGAAGGUACACCACCCUUUAAUAUGGCAAACAGCAGUCCAGUUGUACAACAGAUUCACCGUGAGUUCUUGAGCUGUGGAAUUUGUCUGGACCGUUAUCAGAAUCCCAAAGUUUUGCCGUGUUUACACACAUUCUGCGAGCACUGCCUGAUAAGUUACAUUCCUCCGGAGAGUCUGUCUUUGACGUGUCCGAUCUGUCGCCAACAGUCCAUCCUUCCAGUGGAGGGAGUCUCGGCGAUGCAAACCAAUUUCUUCAUUACUAAUCUAAUGGAUGUUCUUGGACAAACCAACGUCUGCACUGCUUGUGUAGACAACACAAAAGCCACAUGCAAAUGUACAAACUGUGACAAUUUCCUGUGUCAGCGUUGUUCUGAAAGUAGCUGUGGAGGUCAAGCUUCAAGAGACCAAGGAAGUGAGACUCCCAACGAGAUGGCCACCAGUGUCCACAAUAUUAUACGACUCAGUGAAUUAGCCUUGACCGAAGAUAAAGAAAACAGACUUGUUUGUCCGAGCCAUGAAGGUAGAUCACUACAGUUCUACUGUUGCGCUUGUGAAACAGCUGCCUGUGAAGAAUGCACUGCCGUCCAUGUUGGUCAUAAAACAAUUCCAUUGCAAGAUGCAAUUAAAGAACACAAAGCUGGUCUCCAGCGACUUAUUUCAGGGGCCAGAGCUCAAAUCCCUGGAAUUCAGAAGUCUGUUAAAGAAGUUGAGGAAGUUUCUGAAAAAUUAAACCAUAAAUUGAGGGAAGCUGAAGAUGAAAUAGUCAGUGCUUUUGAUGUUCUCGACAAACUAAUAGUGCAACAAAAGACAACACUACUCAAAGAGUUGUCAGAAGUACACACAUCCAAACAGAUGGUGCUGAGUAAACAGAAAGAAACCCUUGAGAGCACACUUUCCAGAAUUUCCAAUUGCUGUGAAGUCACAGAGGAAGCCCUUACUCAUGGUAAAGAAACAGCAAUUCUAGUGGUGAAAAAGGAAGUGACAGAGAAAUUGCAAGAAUUAGGGUCUAUGAGCAUAAAUUAUCAACCUGAAGAAAACGAAUUUUUAGAAUUUGAUAGUUCAUGUUUCCAAUCUUUGAAAAAGUCAAUUGUAAACCUUGGACAUAUUCUCACUAACAGUGCAGUUGGCUAUGAAACAACAGCAACGGGAAAUGGUCUCAAAUAUUCUUACAUUGGUAAAUAUUCUACCGUAUCUGUUACUACAAAAGAUAGAAAAGGGGAAUUGGUUAAACUGGGAAAUGCAACGGUUGAAGCUGAGUUACUGAGCCUAAAUAAAGACAUCAUUGUUGAACCACAUAUCACUGACCACAAAAACGGAACAUACGACAUUACUUAUUCUAUUCCUAAAGAAGGAACUUAUGAGAUGUUUAUCAAGGUUUUUAACCAACCAAUUAAAGGUUCUCCAUUCAAAGUGAAAGCUUUACCUGCAGGAGAGGAAAGCGAUCUAUUGGGAGCCUCAACUAGGAUACCUAAAACAAGUGCUGUAAAACAACGUGGGACCAAACGACCAUCCAGUUCAAGAUCGCAUGGAUCUAACCGUAAGAGUAACGUUAUUGAAGAUGACCUCAUUUUGAAGGUUGGAGUAAAAGGUCGAAAUAAAGGUGAAUUUACAAAUCCACAAGGAUUAACCUCCAUUAAUGGUAAAAUUCUUGUAGCAGACAGUAACAACCAAGUUGUGCAAGUGUUUUCAUCAUUAGGGGACUGUAAACUUCGUUUUGGUUCGCCAGGUCGAGGUCCUGGAAAAAUGCAACGUCCGACUGGUCUUGCAGUCACCAUGAAUGGCAAUUAUUUAGUUGCAGACUAUGACAAUAAAUGGGUGAGUGUUUUCUCCCCAGAUGGUAAAUAUAUUAACAAGAUUGGUAACAAUAAACUGCUGGGACCAAAGGGUGUUGCUGUUGAUAAAAAUGGACAUAUUAUUGUUGUGGAUAACAAAGCAAGUUGUAUAUUUAUCUUCCAGUCGAAUGGAAAACUUAUCCAAAAGUUUGGUUCUCGUGGAAAUGACGACAACCAGUUUGCCGGACCACAUUAUGUUGCAAUCAAUGCCAACAAUGAUAUUAUUGUUUCUGAUUUUCAUAAUCACUGUGUGAAAAUCUUCAAUUCAGAAGGCAACUUUCUCUACAGUUUUGGCUCCAAUGGAGAAGGAAAUGGCCAAUUCAAUGCUCCAACUGGUGUUGCUGUUGACAGUCAUGGGAACAUCUUAGUUGCAGAUUGGGGCAACUCAAGAAUACAGGUAUUUGACAGUGAAGGAUCCUUCCUGUCCUACGUGAACACAUCAGCCGAUCCACUGUACGGUCCACAGGGACUUACCGUGACAAGUGAUGGAUUCUGUGCCGUGGCAGAUUCAGGAAACCAUUGUUUUAAGAUAUAUAAAUAUUUACAAUGAUGUUGAUGCGCAUUGUAGUGCAGCAGCAGACAGCUGCACAGAAAAUGAUGAUACUCAAUACAUCUUGUGAUGACACUGUCAACCCACCGCUUCCUUCCGCCAUCUGUACAAUCCAUCACCUGCAUUGUUGUCACCGUACCAACUUGGCGAGCCCCUUUUCAAAUCUAGAUCUGCAUGUGUCAACUUGACUGUAUUGUUAUUGUUAUUAUUAUUAUUAUUAUUAUUAUUAUUAUUAUUAAUACUACUAUUGUUAUAAUUAUUAUUAUUAAUUAAUUAACAAUAAUAAUAAUAAUAUUUUUAUUACUUUUAUUUCUGUUCUGUGCAACAGAAACUCACAAAAUUAUACAAUUCCGAUGUAAAAAUGACUACUACUACUACUACUACUACUACUACUACUACUACUACUACUACUACUUUCUCUCUCCCUUCUCACAAUGUAACCUGAAAUGUGAACCCAAAGAUAAAUUGUAACAGAUUCCUCAAACAGCCCUUCAAAAUAACCCCUUAAUCUGACAUCCCACCUGUGCAAGUAUUAAUAUUGCUCAUGAAAUCAAAAUAUAAUUUGGUCAGGUGUAAAUUAAGUGUAAAUAGUCACACUCUGAUCAUAAAGUUACGAAGAGAUGCUCUCAGAAUAUACUUUGGUUAAAGUCAAGACUUAAAGAUCUGUUGACCAUUGGAGUUUGUAUUUUAUGCAGAGUGUAGUGAUUUACCAAUGUAUAGUAGAUUUAGUGUUAUACUGAAAUACCUACCUUGGCUAUGAUGUUAUAUCAACAGAUAUACUAUACAUAUACUGUAGUUAUACCAAUAUACUAUAUGUAUAUUAUUUUACCUAACCUUCUCCAUUGGAAUAUGCCUACAAUUAACACAACAUUCCUAACAUUUAGACAGAGAAAAUCAAAACAGAAUUUGUUUGCAUUUUAGCUUUAAAAAUAGUAGAAAAACAUUCCCAAAUGGAAAAUAUUUUUAUUCUGUGACUCUCUCCAUUCCCAGUGAAAAAAAACAGACCAUUUUAAUGGCAUUCUUUGAUUAUUUCCAGAUCAUUCCUUCAUUAUUAUUACACCAUUUCUUUAAAUUAAGUCAUUUCUAAACAUUUCUUCUCAGACAAUUUAUUGCGACAUAUUGGAAGUCUUAUUGUCUUUUGACUUGUUCACACAUUGUCCUUAUCAGCCUAUUGUCAUAUAAACCUAUUGUCCUAGAAACCUAUUGACCUAUACAUCUUGCUGUCUUACUAACCUGUUGUCCUUUUGUCCUAUUGAUCUAUUAUUGCCUAUAGCUUAUUCAGAACUGUGUCUGACAAUAUGACAAUGUUCCUGCCUGUAGGAAUCUUCCAAACUUAUGAAACAAAUUGUUGUAAAUUUUUAUUCAUUUUAUAUUCUAUUUUAAUA
This is a messenger RNA of Octopus bimaculoides (California two-spot octopus), 4551 nucleotides long. RefSeq names its product tripartite motif-containing protein 2. Lineage: Eukaryota; Metazoa; Mollusca; Cephalopoda; Octopoda; Octopodidae. Gene Ontology annotation, molecular function: protein binding; zinc ion binding; ubiquitin protein ligase activity. Gene Ontology annotation, biological process: protein polyubiquitination; proteasome-mediated ubiquitin-dependent protein catabolic process. The record is from RefSeq and is a predicted model, not a curated record.